Messenger RNA from Closterium sp. NIES-65, 474 nucleotides. The record is from the annotation of a GenBank genome assembly. Lineage: Eukaryota; Viridiplantae; Streptophyta; Zygnematophyceae; Desmidiales; Closteriaceae.
AUGCGACCUGCGCGGCCAGGUGCGAGUGACCUGGAAGAGGAGGGAAGUGCGGGGCGAGUGAGGGCGGUGUUUGGCGUGUGGGUUGAGAACGAGGGUGGGAGGGGGAAAGGGGCUCAUCCCUUCUCCUUCCCUCCCUCAUCCCUUCCUCUUCCCUCCCCCGUCCCUCAACUUCCCUCCCCCGUCCCUCCCCUUCCCUCCCCCGUCCCUCUCCCGUCCCUCCCUCUUCCUCCCCCUCCCCCUUCCCCCUUCACUCCCCCGUCCCUUCCCCCCCCCCUCCCCUGUCCCUUCCCCCUUCUCUCCCCUGUCCCUUCCCUUCCCCUCCCCUGUGACUUCCCCCUAUCGCCCCCCAUGCAAAUAGGACUGCGCACGAUAUGGGAGGAGUACUACGAGGAGUCGCAUGCAGUGAUCUACGUGGUGGACGCUGCCUGCCCCAACAGAUUCGACGACGCUAGAGGCGCGCUCGGUGGGUGCUAG